GGGCUAAAGCACUAUCAUUGGUCCCAUAUCUUGUCCCCUCACUAUCUCUAUGAUGUGAUCUCUAAAUUUUAUUUUUUUAUCAUAUUCUUCCACUUCUAUUCAAUUACCUUAUUCAUUCACCCCCUCAAAGAAAAACCUUUCCUUUCUUUUUUUCUUCAAAAAAAACACACCAAAUGAAUAAUCAGUAACAAAAGAUAUGUCCUCCAAAGGAAAAGAUAUAGCUGAAGGAUCAUCAGCAGAUCAUCCUCCUCAGCACUCACAGCAGCAGCCGCCGCCUUUGAGUAGAUAUGAAUCUCAAAAGAGGAGAGAUUGGAACACUUUUGGUCAAUACUUAAGGAACCAAAGGCCUCCUGUUGCACUUUCACAGUGUAAUUCAAAUCAAGUACUUGAUUUCCUUAGGUAUUUGGAUCAGUUUGGGAAAACAAAAGUGCACGUUCAAGGGUGUAUUUUUUUUGGUCAAGUCGAACCACCUGCUCCUUGUACUUGUCCUCUUAAACAAGCUUGGGGAAGCCUUGAUGCACUCAUUGGAAGACUAAGAGCUGCUUAUGAAGAAAAUGGAGGGUUACCAGAGACAAAUCCUUUCGCUAGCGGCGCCAUAAGACUUUACCUUCGCCAAGUUAGAGACUCUCAAGCUAAGGCUAGAGGGAUCCCUUAUAAGAAGAAAACGAAGAACAAGAAAAAUGUUUUGAAGCCCAGUAGUAAUGGAGACACCUCAAAUUUACCAGCUAUGCGAAAUUGUUUUGAUCACAUAGUUUUUGAUUAACAAUAACACAUACAUCAUGAUAAGGUAUAAUAAGUACACAAGAUCAUUUAUGUAUUGCAGUAUUUAAUUUACUGUUUAAAUUUUCUAAAACAAUCAAGAUUACUAGAAAAGGAAAUUUCAUCAAAUCCCAUAAAGGUUCUUUUGAAGGUAUGUCUACCUAUUGCAUAUUGUAUUUUCAUUCAUAGUAUAUAACCCUAGUCCAUCAGCUUUUAAAACCCUAAAUAUCAAAUAUAUAUAAUUUUUGAUAAAUGCAUAAUAAUAAGUAUGUACUUUGUGCCUUCUUUUUAUAAUUUGUGUUUACAUUAAUUGAAUGAUCAUAUAAUUGGGACUAUGGAAUGCUAGAUCUACCAUCCAUCCAUUCUCUAUCAUAUGCUAAACGACAAUGUCAUUUUAAUUGGUUUCUGAAUUUUUGUUAAUUUUUUUUAUAUAUUGCUGAUAUAUAAUAUAUUAUAUGUGCAUUAUGUAUAUGCUUUUUUUCUACACAAUCUUACUUCUUUUGGAUUGAUUCACACUAUCAUCCUGAAAUUGGAUAUCUCUUAUAAUAUAUAAGGAUUUAAUUAAACUUUAAUUGAUAUAAAGAUUUUCCUAUUAACUGUAUUCUAAAAUAUAUAGGCAAAAGUUUAAUGGUUCAUAGAAAUUAACUUAGUGUCUCGAAAGUUACAUGUCAGCAACUACAGAUGUUAUGUACCAGAAAGAACAUAGUUUUCAUAAAA
Messenger RNA from Cicer arietinum (chickpea), 1476 nucleotides. The record is from RefSeq and is a predicted model, not a curated record. NCBI's taxonomy places the organism in Eukaryota, Viridiplantae, Streptophyta, Magnoliopsida, Fabales, Fabaceae.